UUCGCGGGGCUGGCUGCUUCUGUCCCCACUGGACAAGCUUGGCAACCUUGAAGCUCUCUGGCUGGCCAUCAAGGUGCGACCAGUUGCCAUUCGACAACUCAAACCGGCACCUUCUCGCGCAUCACCACAAACAUGCCUCUUCAUCUCCUCGGCAAAAAAUCAUGGAACGUUUACAACGCCGCCAACAUCGCCCGCGUGCGGCGCGACGAGGCCGAGGCAAAGGCCCGGGAAGAGGCCGAGGAGCAGCGGAUGCAGGAGGCUGAUGCCGCGCGCCGGCUCGCAAUACUGCGCGGCGAGCUUCCGCUUCCCCCGGAACAGCCGGAGCCGGAGCCUGCAUCCCUCCCCCCACAUGCCCGAGCCCAUGACCGCGGCAGCGGCGGCGGACGCAAGCGCAAGCGGCACGGCGAAGACGACACCGACUUCGAGAUGCGGCUCGCGCGCGAACGCGCCGCAAUCAGCGACCGCGCUAGCCACGAACUCGCCCCCAACCGCUCCGCCGGCGCCGGCGCCGCCCCUCCCUCACUAGUCGACAGCCGCGGCCACAUCACGCUGUUCUCGGCACCUGCAAACGCGCCGCACGAGAAGAACGAAGAAGCGGCGCGCGAGGCGGCGCGCAAGGAGCGUGAGCUCAAGGACCAGUACCAGAUGCGCCUCGCCAACGCGGCGGGCAGGGACGGCCGGGGUCUGACGGACGGCGGGCCGUGGUACGCGUCGGCGGACGGGGAUGCGUCGGCGGCGCUGGUGCCGACCCGGGACGUGUGGGGCCGGGAGGACCCUGGGCGCAAGGGUAGGGAGGCGGCGAGGCUGGACGCGAGCGACCCGCUGGCGGCGAUGAAGAGGGGGGCGCGGAUGGUGAGGGAGUUGGAGAAGGAGAGGAGGCGGGAGGCGGAGGAGAGGGAGAGGGAGUUGAAGGAGUUGAAGAGGGAGGAGCGGCGGGAGAGGAAGAGAAGGAAGGAGGAUGGCUUAGAAAGACGGCACGAGGAGCGAGACUACGAGCGGGACAGGCAUGGCCGGGACAGAAGGGAUACCGAGCCGGACAGGCCAGAGCGCCUCCAUUCGGAUGAUCAAUACAGGCAAAGACAUCGGAGCAAGGGGCGGGAAGGGCACAGCCAGGAGGCGAGGGAUGGUGGCCCAGAUAGCCCAGAGCGCGCCAGCCGGCGUCAUGAAGAUCGACGGGGGGAUCGGAGCAGGGAGCGGGAAAGACGGCGACACAAGGAUGAUGACAGACAUCCUCGCCCAUCUCAUAAAGCAGACCAUGACAAAGAUAAACACAGACAUAGCAGCGACCAUCCUCGCUAAUAGGCAGACCCUCGCAAUGAAGAAGAGACCGAAAAAAGAAAAA
Messenger RNA from Thermothielavioides terrestris NRRL 8126, 1342 nucleotides. RefSeq lists its product as uncharacterized. The record is from RefSeq and is a predicted model, not a curated record. The transcript is spliced from 2 exons. Lineage: Eukaryota; Fungi; Ascomycota; Sordariomycetes; Sordariales; Chaetomiaceae. The coding region runs from base 133 to 1299 and encodes 388 amino acids.